CCUGAGCCAUCAGCAAUCCUUAGCAUAGGGGCACAUUCAAGCAUUCCUGUCAAGUCAUCUUGUGAAAGGCUGCCUGCUUCCAGCUUGGCUUGGAUGUGCAACCUUAAUAAAACUCACUGAGGUCUGGGAGAAAAUAGCAGAUCUGCAGCAGAUAGGGUAGAGGCAAGGGUCUAGAAUAUGUACAUGCAGCUGACUCAGGCAGGCUCCACGCUGAACUGUUACAGAGAGGAAACAAUAAAUCUCAGCUACUAUGCAAUAAAUAUCUCAAGUUUUAACUAAGGAAACUACCAUUGCAGUGAAAUAAAAAAAUAACAUUUUAGAGCAAAGCUAACAAAUGGCUAGUUUUUUAUGAUUCGUCUUCAAAAGUUUUCUUGCAGGGGGAAAAAGUCAAACAAACAAGCAGUUUUACCUGAAAUAAAGAACGAGUUUAAAGGGCAGAAGAAAGGAGCGAGAUUUGCGAGAGGCACGGAAGGAGAGUGCUGGCAGUACAAUGACAGUUUUCCUUUCCUUUGCUUUCCUCGCUGCCAUUCUGAUUCACAUAGGGUGCAGCAACCAGCGCCGAAAUCCAGAGAACGGUGGGAGAAGAUACAACCGGAUUCAACAUGGGCAAUGCGCCUACACUUUCAUUCUUCCAGAACACGACGGGAACUGUCGUGAGAGUACGACAGACCAGUACAACCCAAACGCUCUGCAGCGAGAUGCUCCACACGUGGGACCCGAUUUCUCUUCCCAGAAACUUCAACACCUGGAGCAUGUAAUGGAAAAUUAUACUCAGUGGCUGCAAAAACUUGAGAAUUACAUUGUGGAAAAUAUGAAGUCGGAGAUGGCCCAGAUACAGCAGAAUGCAGUUCAGAACCACACGGCCACCAUGCUUGAGAUAGGAACCAGCCUCCUGUCUCAGACUGCAGAGCAGACCAGAAAGCUGACAGAUGUUGAGACCCAGGUACUAAAUCAAACUUCUCGACUUGAAAUACAACUGCUGGAGAAUUCAUUAUCAACAUACAAGCUAGAGAAGCAGCUUCUUCAACAGACAAAUGAAAUCCUAAAGAUUCAUGAGAAAAACAGUUUAUUAGAACACAAAAUCUUAGAAAUGGAGGGAAAACACAAGGCAGAGUUGGACGCAUUAAAGGAAGAGAAAGAGAACCUUCAAGGCUUGGUUACUCGUCAAACCUACAUAAUCCAGGAGCUAGAGAAACAAUUAAACAGAGCCACCACUAACAACAGUGUCCUUCAGAAGCAGCAGCUGGAGCUCAUGGACACAGUCCAUAACCUCGUCAACCUCUGCACUAAAGAAGGUGUUUUACUAAAGGGAGGAAAAAGAGAGGAAGAGAAACCAUUUAGAGACUGUGCAGAUGUAUAUCAAGCUGGUUUUAAUAAAAGUGGAAUCUACACUAUUUAUAUUAAUAAUAUGCCAGAACCUAAAAAGGUAUUUUGCAAUAUGGAUGUUAGUGGGGGAGGUUGGACUGUAAUACAACAUCGCGAGGAUGGAAGUCUGGAUUUCCAAAGAGGCUGGAAGGAAUAUAAAAUGGGCUUUGGAAAUCCUUCUGGUGAAUACUGGCUGGGGAAUGAAUUUAUUUUUGCCAUAACCAGUCAGAGGCAGUACACACUGAGAAUCGAGUUAAUGGACUGGGAAGGAAACCGAGCCUAUUCACAGUAUGACAGAUUCCACAUAGGAAAUGAAAAGCAAAACUAUAGGUUGUAUUUAAAGGGUCACACUGGGACAGCAGGAAAACAGAGCAGCCUGAUUUUACAUGGUGCUGAUUUCAGCACUAAAGAUGCUGAUAAUGACAACUGUAUGUGCAAAUGUGCCCUCAUGCUAACAGGAGGCUGGUGGUUUGAUGCUUGUGGCCCCUCCAAUCUAAAUGGAAUGUUCUAUACUGCUGGACAAAACCAUGGAAAACUGAAUGGGAUAAAGUGGCACUACUUCAAAGGGCCCAGUUACUCCUUACGUUCCACAACUAUGAUGAUUCGACCGUUGGACUUUUGAAAGAACAAAGUCAGAAGCAAUUAUGAAAACAACAAAGAAAUUUGGGACUGCUACCAGAUGAGAAACUUCUUGAAAAUGUCUGAAGCAAACAAUAUUGUCUCCCUUUCAGCAACAAGUGGUAGUUAUGUGAAGUCACCAAGGUUCUUGACUGUGGAUUUGGGGCCUUUUGAGUUCACAGAAGUCUCUAUGUGGGGUCACUGUGUUCACAUGGCAUGAAUAUAGGGAAUGCCACUUCCUGUCAUGCUUUGAAAAGGGAAGAAACUGCUCAGCUUACUGUGCUUCAAACUACUACUGGAUCUUAUUUUGGAACUGUGGUAGCCAGAUGAUAAGUAUGGUUUAUUUCAUGUAAAACUGAAGAAGGAGAAAAAAAAGAUAUACAUGAAGAAUAAAAACAGGCCUUCCAUAAUCCUUUGGAAAAGAUGUGUUGCACCAGGGACAUGGUGUUAUUUCUAUGCAAACCCACUAACAAAUAAAUUUAUACCGUUGCACAAUUUUAAUAAAAGUCCAGGAAGAGCGGCAAUGUCCCCUGAGUUGAUUAAAUGGGUUUCAGAAGCCUAAUUCCGUUACCAUACUCAUUAGUUGAUUUCAGUUAACCCAUCUUCAAGUUCAACUCCAUUUUGCUAAACCAUAAUGAACUAUGUAGUGCAUGAAGAAUAACAGUGUGAGAUAAAAACACACUCCAUUAUUUUUUAUUUUUAUACAUUUUUUUUACAUUUUAAAAAUGUAUAUAAGUAAGGAUAUCUGAGGUAAAACAAAUUAACUAACCCUCCCAUGUUGCAGUUUUCAUUUACUGUAAAAACUGAUUGACUGAUAUAUAAAUAUAUUUAUAGCCUGAGGAAAUUUUAAAGAAUGUGAAAUAUAUCAUUGUGUUUUUUUUAAAUAAUACACAUGCAUUUAAUAUUUCCUUUGCUACUAUACAGGAAAGCAGUAUUUUUGAGUGUAUUAAAUUGAAGUAAAACCAUGGUAAACUGGAACAGUUCAUUUUGCAGUAUCUUCUUGCAUGUGUUCAUUUAAGUCUAACUUCAUUAUUUUAAAAAUGGUUUUAGAUCUUCAAUUCUUCACUCUGUUAUUUCAUGCUAAUUUAAUUUUUGUUAAUUAACUGAAACAUGCUUACCAGAUCCACCCUGUUCCAGUGUCUAUAAAAGAUACACUUUGAAGUCUAUGAAAAAUAAAAGAAGAAUUAUGCCAAUCAUUGUACAUAGCAUGUUUAUAUCCAUGGUAAGCCUAGUAGCUGUUUAAUCUGGAAUAUGCAACAUUAUCCUUAAUUGAUGCAAAUAAACACAACUUUUCAAAGAAAUCUACUAUAUUUCUUUAUGAAAUACAUUUCUCUUUAUGUUUUUCUCCUUCAGGUGCUCUUUUCUUAGGUUAUUUCUGAUUUUUAAAAUUAUUAGUGGAGAAAAUUACCAGAACUAUCUCUGUUACCUGUAGGAGAAACCCAUGUAAGAAAAAAAAUCAGUUACCCAACUAAUUGAUAAAAUUAUGAAUGCUAACUGCUAUAAAUCUCUUAAUGAAAGUAUUCCUCCGGGAUAAUCCAUUUUGAGCAAAUAUUUGGGCACACGUUUUUUGUGGCAAUUUGAAAUCACUACAGUUUGUGAUCAAGAAGCGCUCUCUGCCUCCAAGUUCUCGGGGCUGCAAUAGCGAAGAUUUAUCUAAACAUGGGCUAUUACGAGAUAAUUGAAAUAAAUAUUGGGUCUGUUUUCUUUAAAAAAAAUGUUCGAGGCAACAAUACUAAUCGCAGAAUCAGCGAUUGGACUCAUUUGUGCUUAGUGGCUUUCCUCCAUUUGAGAAAAUAAAGUUAUUCAAAAUUCUAAGAAAAUAUUUACCAUCAAGUUUUUAUAUUUUUUGUAUCUUUAUACAACCCCAUUUUGCAGGUACUACACAAUUUUUCUAUUCUCGGUGGCUCCUUUAUAGCCUCUGCUCCUAAAAACCUUGUUUUCAUUUGAGUAAAAGCAAAUAAAGUGUUUUCUUCUUUUGUGUUCCUACAGAAUUAAAAAAAAAAUUUUUUUUACCCGUUUGGAUAAGGCAGACAAUUUCCCGACUUAUAUUAAAAAAAAAUGUGAGAGAGAGAAAGCAUGAUAUUUACUGCUUUGUUAGCUGGGUUUGAAAAAUGAAAUACUGUUUUCAAUUAUUUAUUAUAAAGCAGUAUAAAAUGUUUUAUGACUCCAUGACGUGCAUUGUGUGAGGCCUACAUGCCUGUGGCUAUUUGACGUGUAUAUCCUUCGCAUUUAAUUAUUUCAGGAUAAUUAGGUAUUAGAAUUUUGUCUUUAAAUUUUUAUUUCAAUGAAAUUCCUGUGCUGUCUAUGGAAAUUUCUUCAUAUCAAUCACA
Loxodonta africana (African savanna elephant) is the source of this 4313-nucleotide messenger RNA. RefSeq names its product angiopoietin 1 (gene ANGPT1). Lineage: Eukaryota; Metazoa; Chordata; Mammalia; Proboscidea; Elephantidae. Bases 491 to 1987 code for a protein of 498 amino acids. Gene Ontology annotation, molecular function: receptor tyrosine kinase binding. The record is from RefSeq and is a predicted model, not a curated record. Gene Ontology annotation, biological process: angiogenesis; Tie signaling pathway. The transcript is spliced from 9 exons.